Molecule: messenger RNA, 735 nt
Organism: Lodderomyces theae
Lineage: Eukaryota; Fungi; Ascomycota; Pichiomycetes; Serinales; Debaryomycetaceae
Exons: 1
Coding region: 1-735 (244 amino acids)
Source: RefSeq, a predicted model, not a curated record
AUGGACAGGCUUAUCAAGGUAUUGCAGCAGCCGGAGGUGAAAAAUGAUUUGGACGAGGCAUACAUCGUCAGACUCAGUAAGGACCUAAAGCGUGUACAGGAGCAUACCAAACAGGCAGACAGAGCAAUCAGGUCAUUUGAUAAUAGUUUAGAAGCGUCUGCCUCACUUGAAAAACGAAUCAUAGCAUUGUAUGUCUCCUAUGGUAACAUUCCAUACACUCCCGACAAGAAUGACACCAUAGCGACAGCAGCUACUUCGGUUACUCUUGAAGAGAUGGUUGAAGAAAAGAAAAAGGAGGUAUCAAAGUGUAGUGAAGAGAAUGCCACUACAGAGUUUGAUUUCACCACAGAAAUUGCCGAAUUAAAAAAACAGCGAGCUACUCUACUUCUGCAAAUUGAAGAAUUGAGCCAUUUGAUAAAUAGGGAGUUCAAAUCGCCCUUGCCCGCCAAAAUAAACGAGUCUUUGGAACUACAGAAAACACUCUUCAGCUACUUGAAGAAAGUUUUGAUCAAAUAUCUUGCGAUUUCAGAUCGUGUUUUGGGAUCAGUCAACACAAAAGAUCAAGUGAAGGAAAAAGUAAGAGUUUUAUGCAACUUCUUUGAAGCUCUAUUGACAGGGCAAUGGAUGACUCUUCCCGAGGGUGUGAGCACAGUGGUGGAAAUUUUGAUGCGAGAUGGAGUACUAUUGCAUCGUGACAACCAAGUGAAGUUGAGAGGAUUUGAUGGUGAAAUUUGA